UGGAAGGUGCUGAGUGGUCUAGAGAGCAACCAGGUAUCCAGAGGAACUUUGGUUUGUGGGUGUUCCUUCCAAAGGGAGAGAGUUACAAUGUAAAAGUUCAGGGCAAUGAGGAAAAGCCAAGGUUUUGUGGGAAUCCUGGGCGGGUUGUUACCUGUACAAUUGCCCAUGUCCUUGGCUGCAGCCCUGAGCAAGGAGAGCCCAGCUGCUUUUCCAGCUGGAUUCAGCACUGCGUUCUGGGACUGAGAGUGAGAAGCCCUUUUCCUUGGUUUCCUACUUGAAGCAGUGUUUGUUUUCCUCCUCAGCUGAUUUUGGCCUCUGUGCUGUGCUCAGCCCUGAGCACAGGAAACGGAGGUCGAUGGUCGGGACCACUUACUGGAUGGCACCCGAGGUGGUGAGAAGAGAGCCUUACGGCCCCAAAGUGGACACCUGGUCUCUUGGGAUUGUGGGAAUAGAAAUGGCCACAGGAGAGGCUCCUUAUAUGCAGGAGACCAGUGUCAAGGCCAGCUACCUGAUAGGCAAGCAAGGGGUUCCAAAUCUGCACCAGCUCAGGCUCCCCCCUGGCUUGUGUGAAUUUCUGGGCUGCUGCCUGCAGAUGGAUGUGGACAGGCGAGGCUCUGCCAAGGAACUUCUGCAGCAUCCAUUUCUGCAAUCAGCGGAGCCUCUCUUAAGCCUCUUCUGACAGCCUGAUUGCUGCCAUCCCUGCAGCAAGGGAAUGCAAGAAGCAAAGGAGAUGACAAGGUGUGAGAGUCUGUCCGAAACUUCCCUCAUUUUUUGCCUCUCGAUCGUCAUGAAAGCCAAGACCACCGGGGAAAGGGAAAGAUCCUGUUCUGAAAAUCCAGGUCUGUCUGGUCCACCAAGCCAGAUUAUUGCCUACGGGUGUGUUUGCUCAACUCAUGGAACACUGCACCCAAGAAGGGGCAGUGUGCUCUCCUUCGCCUGCAUCACCUAGCAACGCUAGUGCUGGAAUUUCUCCACCCUUCUGACUUGGCUGGACUUUCUCUCUGGAAUGACCUUUCUGGAGGUCACCACAAAAGGACCCUCCAUUCACCGUACAUCAACCACCGUGACAGAUGGACUGAGAUGGGAGAAGGUUCUCCCCUCAAGGACUGAGACGUGUGACCUCUACAUGGAAAAGCUCCCCUCUUUUGCCAAAAGGACUAAGACUGAAAUCCCCACCGUAGGGUGAGGGAAGGUAUGCGUGGGGACCGGAGCAAGUUUUGCAAGCGACCACUGGACCGAGAAGACAAUGGUUCCUGCCUAUGACAUCUGCUGCUGAUGACGCCUGUUCCUGAUGGACUACUGAUGGACUCCUUGUACCCUUUAUCAAUAGACUAUUUUGAAAUGGGUCCCCUUCCCCCAUUUCAAAAGGACUAUAAAAAAGGUUAGACCUGACUGAUACCUUUGAGAUCUCCCUUGACGUGAAGAGGACAGGCCUCUUUAUCGACCGGACUUCGAGGGACUUUGUCAUCUGCACAUCUGGUAGCUAUAUACCUCCUUGCCCUCCCUCUCUUCUUUUUCUUUUCCUUAUCCUUUUCCCUUUCUUCAUUCCCCUUCUCUCUAACGCAUCUUUGCUAUGGCUAUUUAAUAAAAGUACAUGUAUUUUGAUUUUACUGCAAAUCCCCUUGUCGUGUCAGUUUUUGCACUCUGAGAUCAGUGAAAAAGAACCUACACGAAUCACGUCCUUAGGACGGAUCAUGUCAUAAAUUGGAUCUUGGUCACGGAUCUUGGGUUCUGGGGACGGAGGAGUCUGCAGGUUACGUGUAGUUUGUAACAGGGGAAGGACGUUUCACGGCAGCCGCACCUAAACCGUCAAGUUUCCCGAAAGGGGUUGAAUGGAUUUAGAAAGCAAGGGCUGUGAUUCGAAUUUCCCGCAUACUGCACGAACCAAGGCGGAAAAAGCAUUCUCCAAACUCUUUUUGAGGGUUCUGUCUCCAGAAUAUCACAAAAGAUCUCUUGGUGCAAAAGGGGAAAAAAAAAAACAAACCAAACUGUUUCUGUUGUAAGAGUGUGUUUAACUGUCUGGGAAGGAAGAGACACCUUGAAGAAACUAAGCAGGGCCUCCCAGAUUGAUACUGUCUCUUCAACUGUGUGUGUGUGUGUUUAACUGUCUGGGAAGGAAGAGACACCUUGAAGAAACUAAGCAGGGCCUCCCAGAUUGACUCUGUCUCUUCAGCCACCCAGGGAAAAAGUUGAGUGAAGGGAAAACACAGUGUGUGAUUGUGUAACCGAAAACACCUCCCUGUUGUGGUCCCUAGUCCCUUCACAAAAUGAAUGAAUAUUUUGGUGCCAAGGCAAAAACUGAUUUUUACACACUACUUGCUAAACACAAUGCAAAACCUUCACCAGGCGGAGAGGCCUGGGCAAAGAACAAUUGGUUUAAUUUAGAAAAUGUUGUUGGUAGAAUAUGUUCUCUGCAGCAUGAAACAAAAUUUAAACUUGGUAAAGAUAAAACCAUCCUCUGCUCAGUUUUGGGAGCCUGCCUCACAGCAGCCAUAGAAACUCGCUUUAAGCGAAGAAGUGAGGAAAAUGCUAUAAUAGACUCCCUUCAAAACUUAGUUGGAGUUUUGCAAAAACAAUUAGAUGAAGAAAGAAAUGAAAAUAAUUUAUUACGGGCUGCCUUGAGAGAGGUACAUGUUAAAAAUUCACAGAACUUUGAUUCCUCAAAAGAAACAGAGGAGAAGGAAACUUCUCACCUUAAUCAAAAUUACCCCCAAAAAGAAUUAGUUCUGAUGAAAAAUUUUGGGGAACACUGUUGUUGCAAUAGCAUGAAACCUCAAAUUAAAACAGAAUGCAACUAUAUUAGUGAUGAGGACUUUGACCCACAUAUAAUCACUAAAGAAACCCCAUACACUGCUACUGAAUUAACAAAACUUGCAAAGCAGUAUGGGCUUCUCUCCCACAAAACUGAAACAAAAUCUCUCACUGGGAAAGUUCAAACACAUUUGUCAGAACAAGAAGCCGGUGGGUACUGGGGACAUGGAGUGUUCUUAACAACGGGAGACAGACGCAUCCCAUGGUCCCUAAUUCAGCAUAUAGCUUAUUGGACAGAGGGGCUUAACCCCUCGGAAAGGGGAAACCUUUUAACCAUAGCUGGUACCCCUGACCAACUCCUGGAAAACAUUCACAAAGCUGCCUGCUUGCAAAUAAUGCAUGAAAGAAAACCAACUACAAGCUAUGAGUCACCAAUGCAAUCACCUGUAAAGUCUAAAAUUAUGACCUCUUUAAUUCAAAGGUUUACAGAAACACUUAAACCUAUAGCAAUUUUCCCUCAAAAACCCAUAGCAGCUAUGUCCCCUAUAGAAACACCAGAUAAACUUCUUAGUAACCAGAAUAACCCAUUUGUUCCCUCUUAUGACUUGCCGAGAAAAGGGAUAAAAUGGGAUUGGAGUCUUUCUCAAGAGAAAGCACUGCAAUCGCUGAUUUUUGAAGCAACAGCUCACCAACCACUGGACCCUAUCCAUCCUACAGAUCCCUUUCAGGUAGAGUGGGGAUUUGCCUCCUCAGGGUUAUCAGUACACAUUGGGCAGCGGGGUCCCGAGGGUCCGACAAGGCCUGUUGGUUUUUAUUCCCAUGGUUUCAAAGAUGCUGAGAGAAGAUACUCUACCUGGGAAAGAGGUUUGUCUGUGGUUGGCUUAACUCUCACAGGAGUAGAAAAAAACUUAGCAAUACAAGAAACUGAGAGCUUGGGUAGCAGCCAAAACAAGCUUGCCUCUGUGAUUAAAGCAACCCCUCCUUUCUUCCCCACUUCUGCUAACAGAGAGGGAGAAGGCAGUGCUCAGGUAGAGGAACUGUUAACCAUUUGUAGUAUUUUCCAGUGUAAGGGACAGAAUUAUUUUCUUGUCGGUAUUAACAUCAAGUCCUAUGCCGCACUUGUAUUUGUGUGGUUUCAGGCCGAUGCUUUUAAAAGAGCUACAGGAAAUAAUACUGUUAAAGCAAUACAGGGAUGGUUUGGAAUUUUCCUAACCCCACAGGAAAUUCAAUCUGAUAAUGUUUCUCACUUUACGGUCAAAAGCGCGCAGGAUUGGGCAAAAGGUGAAGGGAUUGAAUGGACUUCUCACACCCCUUACGAUAGAUGGGGGGCAAAUGGGUGUCCUAAAAUCACUGCUUUUUGCCUGACAGCUCCAAGCAUAAUUCCUUCACUACACGGACCAGAUGAUUUCAAGAACCCAGCACAUUACCCUGGACAACCUGUUUUUGGUGGACCACCCCCUAUUGUAGGGGAAGUACCACUGGUGUUAAAAACCUCUCUGACAAUCCCAUUAUUCUAACUCUUUCUGCCUCUUCGUGGCAGAUUCUGUUGUGCUUAUUUUUUACAGAAGAACUCUGUGGGACAUGAAGACCUGAGAAACCAUGAUAACACUAGCAUUAUACAACAAAUAUAAUGUUUUCCUUUCCCUUUAUGGUAACACAAAGUGAUAAUAUUACACUUAACAUGUAAAUUAAGUAAACUUGAACAAAUUGGCCGCUAUGAGUGAAAAUCUGACCAAAUUACAGCAACCACUGCAAUCAUCCUUAACACAUCAGUGGCUGCUAUCAAACAUACUACCAAAUUGGGAAAAGGUAAAUGUAAACGACCACAAAUUGGUGAUUGAUGCACUCAAUGCCACACAAAAUAAUGUUUCUUUGUCUCUCAGCUGUAUUCAGGCUCAAUUGUGGAUGCAGUCAGUUGCUGCCUCAAUUAUAAAAGAAGGUGAAGAAGGCACUUUUCCCACUGAAAUUUGAAAAAUAAUCUGGGACAGUGCUACUGACUUUGAAAGAGAAUUCCAAUCCUGGUGGAAUUUGGUGAAUUUCACUUAUAACCCCAUUUCAAACACGGCCACAGCUUUUAUGUUAACCAUACGUAGUGCUUCAGUACAUUUGGUUUUUCCUACUAUAGCAUUAGGGAUAAAUCAUGACGGAGCUAUCCUCUAUCCUUCGGAGCAUAAGGAAUGGGCCCGUCAGAUUAACAACAAAUGGCAAACUGUCAAUCUGGAAUCUUGUACUGUCCGUGAACAACAAGGGUUCAUCUGUGAAAGCAAUGCAAUCAUAGCCCAGGACAUCUGUCUGGACAGAGAGCAGAAUAUCUGUCACUUUGAAAUACAUCCUAACGAGACUUCUGAAACGGUUCUCAUAUACAUAGACAAUGGAUGUGCAUGCUUUAGAACUGCCUGUGAUCUUGUAUUUGUAGAAAAUGUAGUAGUGGAUACUAGGAAUCAUUCAAAUUUCUGUGCUUGUAAUUUUACCAGAAUUGUAGGAUGUGAUUUCUCUUAUGUAGCUCCAGUUACCUCUCACCAGCUUUUGCAAUCUAAUUACACCCUGAUUCACAAAUUGAUACCUACUCCAAUUGGGAUGAACCUCACUUUGGUAAAGCAGUUGCUGCUCCACCAAGACUUGGCUGAGAUUCUGGGAAAGAUCAAGAAAGAUGGGCAGAAGACCCUAGUAACUGUUCAUCACAAUGUAAAACAAAUACACCGUGUCAUGGGAAAGAGUAAAGAGAGAUGCCGAGCACAAGUGGUGGGAUACUCUUUUUGGGUGGUCACCAACUGCCACAAGUGUCCUGAACACCAUGUGUCAUCCUAUUGUUGUCCUUUUGAUCCUGGUUUCGAUUGGUUUUGUUUUGUCAGCAAUCUUGUUUGUCAUGAAUUGGAGAAUGAUGAAACGGUUCACAAGACUGACGUCCAUAAUUAAUGCACACAAUUUGGCUGAUGUCCUUUUUACUAUGGACGUCCCCAAGACAAUUGACACAAGACGAUUAUGAAUCAGUAGAUGUGUUUUGAAAUAACUUUUUAUCUUCCAUUUUGUGACUUUGUUAAAUUUAUAUUCAUUUGAUUAUUGCUUUUACUUUUGACCAUUUGUGAUUUUAUUUUGAUUAUUUGAUUACCAUUUGUGAUUUUUCAAUUAUUUAAGAUAAUAAUUUGUGAUUUUGUUCCAAUUAUUAUUUUGAUCAUUUUCAAUUAUUAUUUAAUUAUUUGCUAAAAAAGUUGUUUUGAUUUUGUUUUGCUAAUUGCUUCUCUUUUUCGCCCUUCUUUUAUUUCUUCUUAUCUUUUUUUUUCCUCUUUUCCUCUCCCUCUGUCGUACUGUCCCUAUUUUCUGAGGUAUGCUACCAGCAUGAAGGAGACUUGAAGACCUGCUGAUGAAGAUCCUUUCAAGACAAUCGUGAGUCACGGGGUCGUGUGAGAGUCUGUCCGAAACUUCCCUCAUUUUUUGCCUCUCGAUCGUCAUGAAAGCCAAGACCACCGGGGAAAGGGAAGGAUCCUGUUCUGAAAAUCCAGGUCUGUCUGGUCCACCAAGCCAGAUUAUUGCCUACGGGUGUGUUUGCUCAACUCAUGGAACACUGCACCCAAGAAGGGGCAGUGUGCUCUCCUUCGCCUGCAUCACCUAGCAACGCUAGUGCUGGAAUUUCUCCACCCUUCUGACUUGGCUGGACUUUCUCUCUGGAAUGACCUUUCUGGAGGUCACCACAAAAGGACCCUCCAUUCACUGUACAUCAACCACUGUGACAGAUGGACUGAGAUGGGAGAAGGUUCUCCCCUCAAGGACUGGGACAUGCGACCCCUACAUGGAAAAGCUCCCCUCUUCUUCCCAAAAGGACUAAGACUGAAAUCCCCACCGUAGGGUGAGGGAAGGCGUGCGUGGGGACCGGAGCAAGUUUUGCAAGCGACCACUGGACCGAGAACACAAUGGUUCCGGCCUACGACAUCUGCUGCUGACGACGCCUGCUCCUGAUGGACUACUGAUGGACUCCUUGUACCCUUUAUCAAUAGACUAUUUUGAAAUGGGUCCCCUUCCCCCAUUUCAAAAGGACUAUAAAAAGGUUUAGAGCUGACUGAUACCCUGGAGAUCUCCCCUGACGUGAAGAUGACAGGCCUCUUUGUCGUCCGGACUUCGAGGGACGUUGUCAUCCGCAACUCUGGUAGCUAUAUACCUCCUUGCCCUCCCUCUCUUCUUUUUCUUUUCCUUAUUCUUUUCCCUUUCUUCAUUCCCCUUCUCUCUAACGCAUCUUUGCUAUGGCUAUUUAAUAAAAGUACAUGUAUUUUGAUUUUACUGCAAAUCCCCUUGUCGUGUCAGUUUUUGCACCCUGAGAUCAGUGAAAAAGAACCUACACGAAUCACGUCCUUAGGAAGGAUCGUGUCAGCUAUGAAGGACA
Molecule: messenger RNA, 7126 nt
Organism: Passer domesticus (house sparrow)
Lineage: Eukaryota; Metazoa; Chordata; Aves; Passeriformes; Passeridae
Exons: 3
Coding region: 2268-4268 (666 amino acids)
Molecular function (GO): nucleic acid binding
Source: RefSeq, a predicted model, not a curated record